AUGUCAUCACCAAGCGACGAUCCAAAUGAUAUUUUUGCAUUCAUCGGAAAAAAACUGUAUUUGACCACUGAACUGGCCGAUGUGCACUUUGUAUUCAAGCCCAAAAACGAGCCGAUUGUUCGAGUUCCAGCGCACAAAACUUUGUUGGCCGCUGCCAGCAAUGUAUUUGCCACAAUGUUCAACGGGUCGUGGAAGGAGAAGAAUGAGGUGCAAAUUGGGGACGUGUCAAUCACAGUUUUCAAGGAAUUUCUCCAAUUUUUCUACUUGGAUCGUGUGCAAUUGACAAAGGAAAAUGUGAGCAAAGUCAUGAAUCUUGGAAAUAUGUACGACAUGGGCACAUGUAUGACGGUGUGUGAGAAAUUUAUGAAAAGAUACCUCAACGAAGACAACGUUUGUGAAUACUACGGUUUGGGUAUUCUACUCGAUCGACCAGGCCUCAAGAGCACGUGUGAAGACAUAAUCGGCGCCGAAACAAAGGCAGUAUUGAAGUCAGCCAGCUUCCAAACAUGUGACAAGAAAACAAUGGAUGCCAUUUUGAAACUCGAUUGGCUAUCGUGCUCUGAAAUCGAACUAUUCGAAGCCGUUAUGUCGUGGGUUAAAACAGCCAGCAAAACUGAAGAUUUGACAAAGAGCAUUGUACAAUCGUAUCUCGGCGAAUCUUUUCACGAAUUUCGAUUUGGAACGAUUACAUUCAACGAAUUUGUCAGUCUUAUUCCAUCGUAUGGUAAAACAUUUUCAUUCGAUGAACAACAGGAGAUCAUUCAGAUGAUUCCGGACAAAAAUUUCCAAUCAAAGAUGUUUAAUGGAAAGCGAGAAAAGCGUUGUGAGAUGGUUCCGUGGAAAGACAAGGUUAACGUUGAAUGCAAUCGAUACCUCUCAUUGUAUUUAGCUGUCGUACCAUAUUUCAUCAAAAACUUGGAAACAACCACAUUCUCGAUCAAUGAAGCGGCUUUUCUAAAUGGAUUCACAUGCCCCAGUUUACACGAACAUGAUAAUGGCAAAUAUUAUUAUUUAGAAGAGAAGCUAUUGGUGGAAAUUACGAUCGUUACUACAAUGUCAAAUCUAGCGAAUGCAUCCAGCGACGAAGAGAUCAUUUUGUUCAAAGGAAAUGCAUAUGUAGAUUCAAAAAAAGGGAAAGUACCGUUGCUUAAUCCAAUUCUUAUUAAACCAUCAUGCAUGUACGAAAUUCGCUUGAAGCUAAAUCCACCAAAAAAUUUUGCAAGUGGCGUUUUGAUGAAGUCUGAAGUUCAAAUGGACUCCGAUUUCAAAGUGCAAUUUCAUCAUGAUUCAUUCUUGGAGCGAGAUCGAAACGUGAGCAGAGGUUUGAUCUGUAAAUUGGACUUCUACCGAAUUUGA
Molecule: messenger RNA, 1356 nt
Organism: Contarinia nasturtii (swede midge)
Lineage: Eukaryota; Metazoa; Arthropoda; Insecta; Diptera; Cecidomyiidae
Exons: 1
Coding region: 1-1356 (451 amino acids)
Molecular function (GO): protein binding
Source: RefSeq, a predicted model, not a curated record